GCCUGCGCGGAGAGCCCCCUCUCAGGGACCAGGCUGGGAGGCGAGGAAAAGGAACGUGGGGCGCGGGAGGCCGACUGCAUACGCAGGCGCACUCGGCGAUCCCGGCUUUUCGGCGCACCAGUUCCAGCACAGGCCUUGGGGCGGGGCCUCGGGUGCAGGGGCGGGGCCGGGGCGGGGAUAAAUGCGGAGGGACUGUCCGGCUUUCGCUCUCAGCUCGCAGCCGCCGCAGUCGCCGCCACCUCCUCUGAUCUACUAAAGUCAUGUUACCCAACACCGGGAGGCUGGCAGGAUGUACAGUCUUUAUCACAGGUGCAAGCCGUGGCAUUGGCAAAGCUAUUGCAUUGAAAGCAGCAAAGGAUGGAGCAAAUAUUGUUAUUGCCGCAAAGACUGCCCAGCCACAUCCAAAACUUCUAGGCACAAUCUAUACUGCUGCUGAAGAAAUUGAAGCAGUUGGAGGGAAGGCCUUGCCGUGUAUCGUUGAUGUGAGAGAUGAACAGCAGAUCAGUGAUGCAGUGCAGAAAGCCGUCAAGAAAUUUGGAGGAAUUGAUAUUCUGGUAAAUAAUGCCAGUGCCAUUAGCUUGACCAACACACUGGACACACCUACUAAGAGAGUGGAUCUGAUGAUGAACGUGAACACCAGAGGCACCUACCUUACAUCUAAAGCAUGUAUUCCUUAUUUGAAAAAGAGUAAAGUUGCUCAUAUCCUCAAUAUCAGUCCACCACUAAACCUAAAUCCAGUUUGGUUCAAAGAGCACUGUGCUUAUACCAUUGCUAAGUAUGGUAUGUCUAUGUAUGUGCUUGGAAUGGCAGAAGAAUUUAAAGGUGAAAUUGCAGUCAAUGCAUUAUGGCCUAAAACAGCCAUACACACUGCUGCUACGGAGAUGCUGGGAGGACCUGGUAUCGAAAGCCAGUGUAGAAAAGUGGAUAUCAUUGCAGAUGCAGCAUAUUCCAUUUUCCAAAAGCCAAAAAGUUUUACUGGCAACUUCGUCAUUGAUGAAAAUAUCUUAAAAGCAGAAGGAAUACAAAAUUUUGACAUCUAUGCAAUUAAACCAGGUCAUCCUUUGCAACCAGAUUUCUUCUUAGAUGAAUACCCAGAAGCAGUUAGUAAGAAAAUGGAAUCAACUGGUGCUGUUCCAGAAUUCAAAGAAGAGAAACCGCAGCCGCAACCAAAACCACGUUCUGGAGCUGUGGAAAAAACAUUUAGAAUUGUUAAGGAUUCUCUCAGUGAUGAUAUUGUUAAAGCCACUCAAGCAAUCUAUCUGUUUGAACUCUCCGGUGAAGAUGGUGGCACGUGGUUUCUUGAUCUGAAAAGCAAGGGUGGGAAUGUCGGAUAUGGAGAGCCUUCUGAUCAGGCAGAUGUGGUGAUGAGUAUGUCUACUGAUGACUUUGUAAAAAUGUUUUCAGGUGGAAGGCAGAUGUCAGAAUCAUUUUCUUCCAUUACUGAGAAGCCAGUAAUGUUGGGAACAGAGAGAUAAUUCAAAGGGACUCCUGAGUGGGCUUCAACAUAUUAGCUGGCCUAAGGUAUUAUGUUUCCAAUAACACCCCAGUCACUGGAGGCACUGAACUCAGUAGCAGCAAUUCACUUAUCAAGAGUAAGGUCGUGCUUCCAUCCUGCCAGCUGUUUGAAUACGAAACACAUACCAGCCCUCGGCCAUGGCCUAGUAACCCUGCUUUCUGUGGAGUCCCAAACCCAGAGAACCUUUUGUGUGAUUUUUCUAUUCUGUCCAUUUACCUCUAACUGUGCUAGAAAAUUAAGGAUAAUUUUCUCUUUUUUACUCUUAGAAAACUACUCCAAAUGAUAAGUUAAUUAACUCAAAUUCUAAAAAACUAGAAGCAGCACUUGAAACUA
This is a messenger RNA of Macaca mulatta (Rhesus monkey), 1849 nucleotides long. The record is from RefSeq and is a predicted model, not a curated record. NCBI's taxonomy places the organism in Eukaryota, Metazoa, Chordata, Mammalia, Primates, Cercopithecidae.